AUUGCUUUCUAAAAAGGGGAAAAAAAUCAUUUUCUUUGCUUUUGUUUUAUUUUCACCGGGAAAAUGGAAACCGAUGUCUUUCUUCUUCACCAAAUCCAAUGGAAUCAACAAGGCAACUCAGUUGAGUCAUGAAGAUACGAUCUUCGAGGGCUUUGUCCUCUGUCUUAAUGGGUUUUGAAGAAUCGUUGAAGAUUUGGAGAAACAUGGACCAUAAAUCCACUGUGAAACCGAGGGUCCAUUUUGCGUUUUCUGCAAUUAUUUGAUUCCUAUAUGUGUAUAAAUCAUCUUCCCUUGGAGAAAUCUGAAAACCAUUCUUUGCGUCGGCCUGUAUAGAAGAGGAUGGCAAAAGGGUUCACGCUCGUUGCCCUCAGGGCAUUGAUGAUUUCCAUAUUCCUCGGCUGGAUUUCGCUUUGGAUCCUUAGACCCACGAAUCUAUGGACGCGAGCUUGGCGUCAGGCUGAAGAGGCCAUGAAGCAUACGUUCUUCGGCUACUAUGGUCUCAAUUUCGUCGUAUUGUCAUUUCCCGUCGUUGCUAUUUCAAUGAUAGGAUUGAUUUACCUGAGUUUUCCGCCACAGAAUCUGCGAAAUCGAGGAAACGUGGAGCCGCAAAUCUCGGUCUCGAAUCCAAUAAUCAUCAGUCAGUUCAUUGGGAUCGUUUCUUGCUUCGAGCUCGUUGCCCUUCUACUGUUCUUGUUGCUUCUUGCGUGGACCUUCUAUGCCCGCAUCUCUAACGACUUUAAGAAACUGAUGCCGGUAAAAUCCAUGAAACUAGAUCUAUGGCAGUUGAAGUACCUAAGAGUUGCUACUAGGUUCGGUUUGUUAGCCGAGGCAUGUCUUGCUCUUCUUCUACUUCCUGUCCUGAGAGGACUCUCGGUGUUCCGGUUAUGGAACAUUCAGUUCGAAGCCUCUGUAAAAUAUCAUAUAUGGCUCGGGACUGCGAUGAUAUUCUUCGCCAUGUUUCACGGUGGAAGCAUCUUGUUCAUCUGGCUUGUUAGCCAUCACUUCGAAGAUGAGCUUGUAGAACAGAUAUGGCGGUGGCAGAGAACGGGACGGAUAUAUCUCGCUGGUUUGAUUGCUCUCGUCAUGGGAUUACUGAUGUGGAUCACAUCGCUUCCCCAGAUUCGGAGGAAAAAAUUUGAAGUGUUCUACUACACUCACCAUCUGUACAUAAUCUUCCUUGUGUUCUUCCUGUUCCAUGCCGGUGAUCGCCAUUUCUAUUGGGUUCUCCCUGGAAUAUUUCUCUUCGGCCUCGACAAGGUGCUUCGAACUGUACAAUCAAGAACAGAGAGCUACGUCCUCUCGGCGAGUUUAUUCCCAUGUAACGCUAUCGAGCUUGUCAUACCGAAGGUCCCAAGUCUAACAUAUGCUCCCUCGAGUGUUAUAUUCAUGAACGUACCGAGCAUUUCUCGAUUUGAAUGGCAUCCAUUUAGUAUCACAUCGAGCUCGAUCUUAGACAGACACACGAUGUCUGUUAUGGUGAAAUGUGAAGGAGGGUGGACAGAAUCUCUUUAUAAUAUGGUGCAGGCAACACUAGGCUCGGGUAACGAUCAGAAGACUAACAUACGAAUACGAGUAGAAGGACCUCAAGGACCUGCCUUGGUAGAUUUCCUCAGGUACGAGAAUAUGCUUCUAGUAGCAGGAGGGGUCGGGAUUACUCCAUUUCUGAGCAUUUUGCAGGAAAUCGCUUGCGUGAGCAGCAAACCCGGAUUCAGAUACCCCAAGAGAAUGCAACUGUUGUUUGUGGUCAAGACAUGCCAAGACAUUAGCAUGUUGAUACCGAUAUCUUCUAUACUCUCGAAACCUAUCGACGUUCAUCUCAAGUUAAAAGUUUACGUCACCCGAGAGAAGCAUUCAACCUCGACGUUGAGGGAACUCUUGAGCCGAUCCGUAGUUCAGACCGUUUGUUUUGGACCGGCUGGCUGCUCGGGAUUCCCCGUUCUUGGCCCUGAAAGUUCCCGAUGGCUUGCCACGUUACUCGGGAUAACUGUAAUUGCAUUUAUUAUCGCUCUGAUCGGUUUGAGCCAUGUCUUGAUACCAGCAGAAAAGAUGAAGAACGUUGCAGGGUCUAUGAAAUUGGUAGCUUCAGGAGGAAACAAGAUAGCGAAAGAGAAAAGUCCCUCAUGGGUUGCUGAUUUGGUUAUCAUUGCAUCUUACUUCAUAGCCUUAACAAUAGCCGGUCUUCUCGCAACUAUCCAACAUCGGAGACAACGACAAAGACAGAGAGAUACGCUAAACAUGUCGUCUGCGGAAGAACAGAAAGCCAGAGACAGAAACUUGAUCGAAUCAACGAGUGCCCAUGUCGACGAACAUGAGAUCCAUUGUGGAGAAAGGCCAGAUUUUGAAGAGAUUUUUUCGGAGUUCCGGAAGGAAUCAAGAACAUCAAAUGCAGGAGUGUUGGUGUGUGGACCAGAAUCUAUGAAGCAAUCAGUUGCAUCAAUGUGCCGCAAAACAUCAGAGUGUUUCAUCGGAGAUGGUCAGAGAGGAACAGACAUGAAUCUCAGUUUCCAUUCUCUUAACUUCAAUCUCUAAUCUCUCUCUCUGUCCUUGAAACCUAAAAACGCUGAAGUUAGAAAGGUUAUCAGGCAAUAAACAUCAUUCGAUUUCUGUAAUUUUCUGUGUUUUGUAUCUUCUCUCAUGAAUCAAAUACCAAAGGUUA
This is a messenger RNA of Tarenaya hassleriana, 2656 nucleotides long. Its product is annotated as ferric reduction oxidase 8, mitochondrial. Gene Ontology annotation, cellular component: plasma membrane. Gene Ontology annotation, molecular function: oxidoreductase activity. The transcript is spliced from 10 exons. The record is from RefSeq and is a predicted model, not a curated record. NCBI's taxonomy places the organism in Eukaryota, Viridiplantae, Streptophyta, Magnoliopsida, Brassicales, Cleomaceae. Bases 340 to 2529 code for a protein of 729 amino acids.